Molecule: messenger RNA, 303 nt
Organism: Vicia faba (fava bean)
Lineage: Eukaryota; Viridiplantae; Streptophyta; Magnoliopsida; Fabales; Fabaceae
Source: the annotation of a GenBank genome assembly
AUGCCAAAUAGUAAUCUUUUUGAAGCUCUUCAUAGAAAUAUAAAAGAUGAGAAGGUUUAUUGGCAUUGGAAUCAGAGGGAUAUAAAAUCUAGCUGCAUCUUGCUUGAUGAAGAUUAUGAGGCAAAAAGCGCUGAAUUCGGUGUUACAAGGUUUGCUGGGAGACAUGGUUAUAUUGCUCCAGCAUUUGCAGAUUUGAACCCCUGUAGUCAGGAAAUCCCCCAUAUGCCGAGGCCUUACAAGGUCGGAUGUGAGACAUCAGAUCUUGAUCAGAUAGUCCAAAAUGCACGACUGUCAAUUUUGUGA